AUGACAGCAGGCCUUAAGACCAUCAUAUCGCUGUCCUUUGUUCUGGCCAUUGGAUUUCUACUAGUUAUUCUCUCAUGCGCUCUCUUUCACCAAUACCUCCCACUUCUUGUCGUGGCCACCUACAUACUCGCUCCUCUCCCAAACUGGAUAUGUAGUCGAUGCGCCAACCCAGAUGAUUUUGUCAGCGAAGGCAGCGGAAGUGCAAUUAUAGAUCUCGGCAGAUUUUGUACUGGAUUUCUUGUGCUAAUGGGUAUUGCUCUUCCUGCGCUGCUGGCACAUUCGGAUAUAAUUCGGUGGUACGCUGCAAUUAUGUCAAUGAUCGGUGGAAUUCUUAUAUACGGAACGAUUAUCACGUUUGGAAUGUUUUUCCAAGAGGACUCUGAAUUUUAG
Blumeria graminis f. sp. triticale is the source of this 390-nucleotide messenger RNA. Lineage: Eukaryota; Fungi; Ascomycota; Leotiomycetes; Helotiales; Erysiphaceae. The record is from the annotation of a GenBank genome assembly.